GCAGGGCCUGCAUGUAGAAAGUGAAAGCGUGUGAGCUUUGGCCCACGUUUGGCCUGCUGGAGGUGGGGCAUGGUGGGGCCUCUUCCCCGCUGCACACUGAGCUCUGCACAGCCGGUCUCAGCCCGUCUCACCCGCAGAGGUGGUGACGGAGGAGGGGUCAGACAAAAUCCUUCUGCAGUUUCCAAGGAACCUCCCAGAGAGAGCACAGGAUGUCCACAGGUUGAGAUACCAACAACCCAGGUUUGUGUGAUGAUAAAUGUUCAAGCAUCUGGAGGGAGUGGAACCAAGCCAACACGUUGGAUCCCAUGAAAUUCCUGAGACAACGCUUCAACUAGGACCGAGCAAUGGAAACUGCUAUGAAGCUCUUGAACAUGUUCAGCAGCCAUGAGGGCGCUGGAAAAAUCAAGGACGAAAAAGACAGAGGUUAUAGGCAGAAGUAUAUGGAACAUGUCCAGCACAGGUUCAGACUAAUGAAAGACUUGAAUGCUCGUCUUGGGGAGAAUGUGCUUCUAGACCACAGAUACACAAAGCUGAUCAUCGUAGAGGACUGUCUCCACAAAGAUCUGAGGGAACAAGAUGUCAUGGCCUGGGGAAGUGCCAAGAUUGGGAAAGGGCAAAAAAGAUCCAUAUCCAUGGUGGAUUUCUUCAAGGCUGAUGAAGACGGUCAAACACCACAGAUCGUUCUGCUGGUGGGACCUGCAGCAAUUGGGAAAACGAUGACAGCCAAGAAGAUCAUGCUUGACUGGGCAUCUGAGAGGCUCUAUCAGAAAAAGUUUGAGUACAGUUUCUACAUCAGUUGUUGGACUCUUAAUUUGGGCAGUGAACAGGCAAGCAUUGUUGAUUUGAUACUAAAGAACUGUCCCAGUGAGCGUCCCCCAAUUGAAUAUAUGUUGACACAUCCAGAAAAACUCCUGUUUUUAAUUGAUGGCGUUGAUGAAUUGAGAUUUUUAUUGGAUCAACCAGAAAGUAAUCUCUGCUCUGAUCCUUGGCAGAAGAAGCCAAUAGCAGCCACCUUGAGCAGUUUAUUUAGGAAGAAGGUUCUCCGUGAAUCCUACCUAAUAAUCACAACAAGACCAACUGGUCUGGAGAAACUGUGGCAAUGUUUGGGGCAGGCACGCUACGCUGAAAUACUGGGAUUUGCUGAACCACAGAGGAAAGAAUAUUUCCACAAGUAUUUUAAUGACGCAGAAGAAGCCAACCAAGCUUUUCAUUUGGUGAAAGAUGAAAAAAUGCUCUUUACCAUAUGCUUUGUCCCCCUUGUGUGCUGGAUUGUCUGCACAGUUAUGAAGCAGCAGAUGGAAAGGGAGGAAGAUAUUGCACAAACUGCAAAAACAAUGACUGGGACGUACAUGCUCUACCUUUUCUGUUUAUUAAAGGCUCACAGAAGACAUUCAAGCCCAGCAGUCCAUGCCACCUUGAAGGGACUUUGCUCCUUGGCUACAGAUCAAAUUUGCAGACAGAAUAUCUUGUUUGGGGCUGAAGAAAUGAAGAAGCAUGGCUUAGAGACAUCAGACUCUCUCUUUUUGAGUGAGAAUAUUUUUCAAAAAGGUGCCAACUGUGAAUGUCUUUACAGUUUUGUUCACUUGUCUUUUCAAGAGUUCCUUGCAGCAUUGUUUUAUGUUCUGGAAAAAGAAGAGUUUGCAACCAAAGAAUUUGAAAUUAAAAGGAAGCAUGUAAAAAAAAUGUUAGCGGACUAUGGAAAAACUAGAAACUAUUUAAUGCUAACAGUGCGGUUUCUCUUUGGGCUCUUAAAUGAAGAGAGAAUGAAGGACCUGGAGAAAAAACUUAGUUACAGAUUUUCACCCAAAAUUAAGUCAGACUUACUAGAGUGGAUUAGGACCAAGCCCAGAACAUUGUCUUUGUUCUUGGAGUCUUAUGGGGUACUGGCUUCCGGACCAUAUAGGGCACUGUUGCCCUUAACACAGACCCUUGAGAAAACUUACCAGUUUGAGGAGUUUCACUGUUUGUAUGAAAUUCAGGAAGAAAGUUUUGUGCGAAGUGCACUGAGUCAGGUCACUUACAUCAAUGUAACUCACCGGAUUCUUACCAAAAUAGAUCAGGUUGUGCUUUCAUUCUGCCUAAGACAUGCCCCUAAACUGGAAUCACUUGGUCUGAAAUCUUGCGAAUUCCAAUUUGGAGACCUGUAUGAUUUCCCAAGACAACAAAAGCAAGUACCUCUGGAUCCACGACUUUCUCCUAUCUACCUGCUGUGUCAAGCCCUGAAGGACCCAAGCUGUAACUUAAAGACAUUGAAGUUGUGGUGGUGCAGCCUCACAGGCGCUGGCUAUAAGGACCUGGCAAAUGUGCUCUGCAGCCCUCGCCUAGCAGAGCUGGAGCUGGGUGGUGACAACAGUCUGGAGGACACCAGCGUGCAGCAGCUGUGUAAGGGGCUGAAGCAUCCUAGUUGCAGGCUGCGGAGACUGCGGCUGUGGAGCUGCCGCCUCACAGGUGCCUGCUGUGGUGAUCUGGCAUCUGUGCUCAUUAGCAACAUGCACCUGACAGAGCUGGACUUGCGUGGCAACCUGGGGCUGGGGGACCAUGGCAUGCAGAAGCUGUGUGAUGGUCUGAGACACCCCAGAUGCAUGUUACAGAGACUGCGAUUGAGGUACUGCAGUCUCACUGCUAUGAGCUGUUUGGAGCUUGCCCAGGUUCUUAGCACCAGCCAGGCCCUGCAGGAGCUGGAUCUGGGACGUAACAAGCUGGGACUAAAUGGCAUGAAGCUGCUGUGUAAGGGCCUGAUGCAUGCAAGCUGCAGGCUGAAGACUCUAGUGUUGCGGGAGUGUAGCCUCAGGGCUGACAGCUGCCAUGAGAUGGCCUUGGCCCUUGGCCAUCCUUGUGCCCUGGUGGAACUGGACCUGCAGGACAAUCAGCUGGGCAUGGCUGGUGUGGAGGAGCUGUGCCAGGGACUGAGACAGCCUGGCUGCCAGCUGCAGACUCUGUGGCUGAGCCCACACACUGUGACUGAAGAAAUGUGGCCAGACCUACGUACCAUCAAAGAGGCCAAGCCAGGGCUGGUCAUCAAGUCACACGAGUGAGGCCUGGCUGCCCUGUCCCAGAGACUCAGAGGGGGAUGUGGGGCCUUGCAUCCAAACUGUCCUGCCCUGUUGGGGUCUGAGUGCCUUGUCAUAAAAGAAUUGCUGUAGUAUA
Molecule: messenger RNA, 3147 nt
Organism: Alligator mississippiensis (American alligator)
Lineage: Eukaryota; Metazoa; Chordata; Crocodylia; Alligatoridae
Product: NACHT, LRR and PYD domains-containing protein 12
Exons: 9
Coding region: 345-3035 (896 amino acids)
Cellular component (GO): cytoplasm
Molecular function (GO): protein binding
Source: RefSeq, a predicted model, not a curated record